Messenger RNA from Ctenopharyngodon idella (grass carp), 3060 nucleotides. RefSeq names its product stress-associated endoplasmic reticulum protein family member 2 (gene serp2). Gene Ontology annotation, biological process: endoplasmic reticulum unfolded protein response. Bases 202 to 399 code for a protein of 65 amino acids. The record is from RefSeq and is a predicted model, not a curated record. Gene Ontology annotation, cellular component: endoplasmic reticulum. NCBI's taxonomy places the organism in Eukaryota, Metazoa, Chordata, Actinopteri, Cypriniformes, Xenocyprididae. The transcript has 3 exons.
UGGAGCUGGGAGAUGGAGCUGAGCUAAAAAGGGAGCUCGUCCCUUUAGACGUUAUUAGGCUACAUGGAGGCGCACUUCCGUCCCGCAUAAAUCGGUUUAGGGGAGCAGGUGCAGGGAAGGGGACUGAAGCAUCACCUUAGAUAAAGCAAUAUAUUUGAUUUGCUGUAGCGUUUAAUUUAUACAUAUACGCUGGGUCGGAAGAUGGUAGCAAAACAAAGGAUCCGUAUGGCAAACGAGAAGCACAGCAAAAACAUCACUCAGAGGGGGAACGUGGCGAAGACCCUGCGACCGCAGGAGGAGAAAUAUCCGGUGGGGCCAUGGCUUUUGGCACUCUUUGUAUUUGUUGUUUGUGGAUCAGCCAUUUUUCAGAUAAUUCAAAGUAUCCGAAUGGGAAUGUGAGUCCCAGUGUUCUUCACAUACCCUGCCCUACAUCUGAAUGAGAUUUUUUUAGGUGAUUGGAUACAAUCUGAAGGUGGAAAUCCUCUUUGUGGGUCAGAGGGUUGUAUACUGAGCUGGAUCUAGUGUACAAUACUACAUGACAUUGUCACACAUGUUUACAGUGUCCCUAGAUGAAGGGAACACGUGCUUUUCUACAGAAUCAUUGUUGUUGUUGUUGACACAUCUUAUAAUUUUUAUCAUAUUUAUUUGUGAUUGAUGAUUGCCAUGAUCUAUUUCUCUAUUUAAUCGUGUUUGCGUGAGCCUUUUUCAAAUAAACGUCAAACACAUUUGGAUAAUGCCUCAUAUAUGUUUUGCUCUUUUAAAAGCAGUUCAAAACUUUUCUUUGUCAUUUAAGUAUAUUUUUUUCAAAUGUUACAGUAGAUUAUGUAAAAUGGUACAUUUGUCUUGUAAAAUUAGCAGAAAGCACAUUACUGUACAGACUACAGAAAACCCCACUGAAUCAGGGAUCUUUAUGAAGUUUAUGGGUCACCUGGAUUUCAAACUGCAACCUUUUUUGACUCUUGAUACUUAAUCUUUGAACAUCAGAGUUUUUCUAUCUAGCUCCAUAAGAAAAUAUGGAUAAACUGAAGAAAGAGGAAUUAUUUUAAAUUCAAUCCUUUAGAUUUUUCAAGGGUCAUAAAGAGGGACUUAUUUAGAUAAGAUUCUUGUUAAAUUCCUGUUAUAUAGCCAUUAUUCAUAUUAGAAUUUAAGAUUAAAUUAUGCGCAGUACUAUGAAGCUCAACAAAGUAAUCCAAUUUUAAAUUUCCUAUGAAAUCAGAAUGAAAUUUUCAAAAUGCAUGUUAUUGUGAACGAUGCAUGUUUUAUUUUUUAUCUUUUCUUUUUUUUGAUCUCGUAAUUUUUAAUCAAAAUAUAACUCGAUCUCCCAGUGAAAACAUUAGGUUUAUUAGGUCAUUGACAAAUAAGGUUUUUUUUAAAAGUGUAAAAAAACAUAAUGGAGAUAUAAUUAAUUUUGAAGUUUUAUUGUGUGUUAACAAUGAGAUUAUGUGGUUUUUAUAAUCAAUUAACACUGCUUUUGUCAUUUUUUUACAAGAUGGACAAAAUUUGUCACCAAAAAAGCCAUUCGGUUUAACCAAAAUUUCGGUUUUACCGAAUGACAAUAUUUUCAAACAAUGCUAACAUGCUGAUAUCUAGCUAGCUAACAAAAGGACAAUCAAAUGUUUUAUAUUUAGUACAAGUUUUUAAAAUAUUACAACAUUUUCCAUGUUUUAUAGCGGUUGUACCGAAUGACCUGAUGUAUCGGGACAUGCGUAUGAGCAAGUGAAAACAUGAAUUUUUUAAAUAGUUAAAAGAGAAUUAGUUACUUUGCUUUAUGACCAUGUGGUCCUUUGCAGAUGUCUGAAUGAUGUCACAUCCUGUCACAUGAUAUUGAGCGCAUGACUUGAUCCAAAAUGGUCCCUUUAUAUUGGUUACUCCGAAUGACAUCAAUGAAAUAAAUUUUUUCGGACAUUCUCAUAACAAAGCAACAACUUCUACACAUAAUCUUAAAACCAUUUUGCACUAUGUUGAUAUAUGAUGUUAUAAAAUCAUGCCAGAAUAAAAAAUAUAUAUACAUUUAUUACAUUUUAAGAUAUUUGAAUCACAAAUGAAAUGGCUGUAUUGGCCUUUGGAUGGUUAAACCGAAUGACCUUUUGACAAUUCAGAAUCUUUAAAAUACCUUUAUAUGUAGCAAAAUAUAAUUAAAACCUUUUGGAUUCAAUAAGAGAUCUGGUUGUACUGCCUUAUAUACUUUGGAUGUCAUAUCUUUUUUUUUUUUUUUUUUUUUUUACUAUUAAGGCGUUUGGACAAAAAAAUGACCCGACCCGUCACGUCAUUAUACUUAUUUUUCCUUUACAAUAAUGUUACACUUGGAUGUACAUCACAAGAAAAGACGUAAGAAGAAAAUAUCUGUCGAUACUUCAGUUCCAUCACGUCUUCAAGAAACAAUGAUUUUAGCUUAACUACAGCUGUUUGGCCCUAACAUCUGAACUGAAAAAAGCAGCAACCGCAGUAUGAUACUGUAUAAAUACUCACCAGUAUGUAGAAUCAUGUCCCUGUACUAUGAUAUAAACCCUGGCUAGCAUAGUUAUCAAGCUUAUUCAGUAGUCCAGUCAAAAGAAUACACCUGGGAUGUCACAGAAGCUAAAGCAUCAAGGAUUCUUCCCAACGGUGUUCACAAACAUGACUUUAUUGAGAGUUGUGAAGUGCAACUGGCAAGUGCAAUUACAGUAUUUUACAACUUAUCUCCUGGUUUGAGAACAUGCACAGAACAUAAGCAUACAAGUUGUACACAAUGCAAAUCCAUGUCAGCUAUAUGAUAGUCAAGAGUAACUGUAAGUUAAGAGAUUGAUCCAGAAUACUUCACUGUCCAAACUGAAAACAGAAAUCACAUGGGUGUAAUACUUCAAAAUCAUCACAAAGUAGUGUACAGCAGGUGUUAGAUGAGUAGUUUUUCCAUUUGUCAGAUAAAUAUCGUAAGACUGUUCCUGCUUAACAGCAUUAAAAAAAAAAAAAAAAAGGAUGUUGUCUCCUGGGUAAGCCAACUACCUCGCUACCCUUCAAAUAUGUACAACCUAUAUAGUGUCUCUUUUACCGUUUCACAUGAUAUCGCUAUUUUACAAAAUA